AGUCAUAAGGAAUACAAUACUAUGGUCUAUACUCUCUAGUACACAAUUUUGCCACAACUCGCUAAGCUUUUAUUUGGUUGUUUUAUGUUAAUUAUUUAUUAUUUUUGUUGAUUUUCAUCCUAUAUUAUUCGUCUAAUAUUCGACAACAAUUCAUUAUCAACCAACUACUAGUGUUUCAGUUGGAGAAAAAAGUACAAUAGUUUCUGAAAAUGGCUAAAAUCUUAGAAAUUGUUUCAAAGUUUUACGACGAUUACGCGAAAACGACAUCGAAAAAACUUAAGAUAAUCGAUGCUUAUUUGUUGUACAUAAUGCUAACUGGAAUCGUACAAUUUKCAUACUGUUGUUUAGUAGGCACAUUCCCAUUUAACUCGUUCCUCAGUGGUUUUAUUUCAUCAGUUAGCUGUUUUGUACUUGGCGUAUGUUUACGAUUACAAGCAAAUCCACAAAACAAAGCACAAUUUAGUGACAUAAGUCCAGAACGAGGUUUUGCUGAUUUUAUUUUUGCACAUAUCGUGCUUCACUUAACUAUUGUAAACUUUAUAGGUUAAAUUCAGCAUUGAGGUUCAAAUUUAUAAUGCAUUGUACUGCUUCAUUUUUUUUUUCUAAACAUAUUUUCUGUAAAUAAAGGAUUAAAUAAAUA
Messenger RNA from Diuraphis noxia (Russian wheat aphid), 640 nucleotides. RefSeq names its product dolichyl-diphosphooligosaccharide--protein glycosyltransferase subunit (gene Dad1). Gene Ontology annotation, biological process: protein N-linked glycosylation. Gene Ontology annotation, cellular component: oligosaccharyltransferase complex; membrane. Lineage: Eukaryota; Metazoa; Arthropoda; Insecta; Hemiptera; Aphididae. The record is from RefSeq and is a predicted model, not a curated record.